AUGACUGUACAAAGGAUUGUACCAAAAGGAAGAAAUAUGAAGAUGAAAUUGAGGAAUGCCACAAAAAGCUUAAAUUAUUAUCUCACUUCAGUAGCUCCAGAAUUAUCUAUUCUAACUCUCAAUAUUAAUGGUCUCAGAGCAGAACCAUUAUCAGCCCUAAAAGGCUACCUCAAUUCAAUCACUCCUGAUGUAAUCAUGCUCCAGGAAGUUAAAAGCGUCUAUAUUGGUCCAGAUUUUCCCUCUAUAUAUUAUUCUUCAUUUACGUAUUAUCAUGAUCCAAGAGAUUCAUGUGGUGUAUCUAUUUGCCUUAACAAAAGUACUUUCAAAGAUAUUGAAGAAAUCAUCUUAGAUCCGAUCAUUAGAAGUAACGCGCGAAUUAUUGGAGCGAAAUGUAAAGUCAAUUCGAUCAAUACUCUAGUUAUUUCUGCGUACUUUCCAAACCAACCAGCUGACAGAUGUGAAUUCACAUAUAUUCUUGACGACCUAAUUGAAAAAUAUCCUAAUCACAAAAUCAUUAUUGGAGGUGAUUAUAAUGCAAUCUUAUCAGAGAAUCACUCCUCAAAUGAAUCCAGAAGAACUGAUCAAAAUAUAUUAGAUCUUAUUAACAAGAGAAAUCUUAAUUACUAUCCUUUCCCACAUUUAUCAUGGCACCUUCAUUAUACUAUUAACAAACAAUCCAAGUCUAUAAUAGACUACAUAUCCACAGAUUUUCCUAUUGCAUCUGGUGAAGUAUUGAAUGCCAAUUUCAUAUCAGACCACAAAAUGGUUAAAAUUCUACUUGAUCUCUCAUGUCAACGAACACCUUUGUUAAUUCGAAAGAAACGUAACUUCCAAGAUCCCAAAAAUAAGAAAGAAGUGUUGGCCAUUAGCAAAGAAUGUGUAUCUCAAGUUAAGAAUUUAGAAACUGAUAACGACAAAUGGCUUUUCAUUUGUGAUAAACUAGGCGAUAAAUUUGUGGAGGUCAAUCCACCUAAACUUGAUCCUAAAAUCUACAAAUAUAAUAAGCAAUACAAGAAGCUCAUGUUAAUACUUGAUAGAAGUGAGCACGGAUAUCCUUGUGAUAAGUUAUUGGCCACUAUCGGUAAAACUUUAGAACAGGUUCCAAAAUGUCUAGCAAGUGUCAAAGAGAAGAUCAAGAAUCAUAUCAAAUGGAGCCAUGACAAGGCUUUGAAUAGGAAGAUGAAAUGGUGGGAACAGAAUUAUGCAACCAACUCUAAACACUUGCGAAAGAAAAUUUACAAAACAUCAUCACCACCAUACAAAUUAUCUAUUGACGGAACUGAAAUUAAUGACCCCAAUGAAGUUGCCAAUGUGAUCAAGGACAAGUAUCAACAAAAUCUCAACUUUAGAGGAAGGAAUCAUCAAAUUGACAUUACCAAGUUUUUCAAGUACAAACAUCCAUUAAUUGAUAAUUGCAAUGACAAAAUACUCGGUAGAAUUACCACGGAAGAGAAAGAAUGGAUAAUUCAGAAUUUAAAAUCCACAGCACCCAAUGAACUAGGUUUAAGACAAAAAACCAUCAAAUACAUGUGUAACGAAUUACAGGAGGAAAUUUUUCAAAUUAUUGAAAAUAUCAUUACUACUGGAUUUACUCCUGAAUCAAUGCAAAGUGUCAGCAUUCUCCCAAUUCACAAAAAAAAUAAGGACCACUCAAACCCUGCUAACUAUAGACCUAUUGCCCUUAUGGACUCAGGACUUAAAAUAGCUACUAAAUUAAUCACCAAAAGAUUGAAGGAAGUUUUAAAGGGAAGAUUAUCAUUAGCUCAAUUUGGUGGUGAAGAUGGCAGAGAAACUAUUCACAGAGUUCUUUCAAUUUACAAUAUGAUUGCUUGGGCAAAAAAGGACAAGAAACCUUUUUACGGUUUGGCUGUUGACAUCAAAAAAGCUUAUGACUCAUUACCGAGAAUUAUGCUUCGAGAUGGACUACUAUUCUUAGGAAUUGAUGAAAUCACUGCUGAUGGAAUUCUGGAAAUAUUAGGUGAAUCUACGACAAAGUUUGUUAUACCUAAUGGUAAAUCAGAAUGUUUCACUGUGAAAGAUGGAUUGAAACAAGGUGACACCUUCUCUCCCCUUGCAUUCAAAAUUGCACUUGAGCCUCUCUUACAAUUUUUAGAAAUAACAUAUAAUGGUGCUAGUGUUGCAAAUUAUUGGAACAUUAGUACAGGCGCAUGGAUUGAUGAUUUGAAUUCAUUUUCCAAUGAAUUACCUGAAAUUGAAAAUUCUUUGCAUGACAUUGAAACCUAUCUCCAUGGCUAUCACAUGGAAUUAGAUCAUUCCAAAACUAACCUCUUCUCCGAUAAGGAAUGUAGUAUCAAGACAUUAUCUGGAAGUACGAUCAAAAGUAAUGAUUCUAUUAUUAUACUAGGUAAUAAUAUUACCAAUAAUACUGAGGAACAAAAGAAAUACACUACUUCAAUUAUUGAAGAAGUUAAAAGAAGAACUAACUCUAUUGGCUGGAAUUUUCCAAUACAGAACAUUGUCAAAAUUAUCAACACAGACAUUGUUCCGUAUGCACUGUACCACCUAAUUCCUCUUGCUAAUGACCAUCUAGAGAAACAAAUUGAUAAAUUCUUUCGCAACUUUAUAUGUGAAAGAUUAAGAACCAAGAGAAAAUUAGCUCUCGAGUGGUUUUAUACUCAUCAAGACAAAGGUGGACUUGGAUUAAUUUCUGUUCAAGAAAUGAGUUACUCGGACCUAAUGUGUAAAGUCAGAAAGUUCCUUGAACAAUAUGAUAUCUGUCUUGGAUCUUCUACAAGAUUCCUUUGUGAACGAAUCAAACAGGAGCAUGGUUUUGACAUCCUCAAUGAUCCAAUCCCUACUUGGUAUAAACCAGACCCAUGGAUUCCUCAAUAUCUCAAAAGAAUAAUUUUCAUGAACAAAUCUUCCAAUAUUAGAUUGUGGCAAUCGAGUGACCAAUGGCAUGAAAAAACUCUCAUCCCUUAUGGAAAAUUCCCUAAAGGUUUAAGAAAAUUCCUGCUCUACAAAGAUUGGAACAGAUUAAGUAUGUGGGUUCCUGACCCUAAAAAUUUACAAGUGAAAUUACAUGAUGAUAUCAAACAUUCCAAUCAUAUCACCCAGAUUCGCAACAUUCUCAAUAGCAUGGAUUUUGGAAAAAUCAAAGACGAAAGCAAAUACUACAAAUAUGUUGGUAACAACACAUCCCUGUCAAACCUCUUGAACAAAGCUACACUAAUUGGUACUGACGGAUCAUGUAACAAUAAUAUUGCUGGUUACGGUAUUGUAACUGAUCAGAAUGUUUCCAUCUCAAGUCACACCUUAGGACAAGGAACUUCCUACAACAGUGAAGUUCAAGCACUCCACACAGUUGUUAGAUUGCUAGAUAACAACACUCCUAGAACAAUAGUCAUAGAUGCGAAAAGUAUUUAUGACCAACUUUUCCAAUUCAGAAAAUCUAGAGAUCCUUAUGUUGAAGAAAUUCGUAAUUAUUUAAAAGUGAAGGAUCAGAUCAAAAUUAUGCAUGUUAAUAGUCAUACAGGUAAACAAGAUAUCUAUAGCCGUAUAAAUGAAUUAGCAGAUAGGGCUGCUAAGAAAGGUGCUGAUUGUAACAAUAUUCUUACUAAUAUUCCAUCCAAUAAUUGGUAUAUUAUUAUCAACAAUGUAUUAUACACUCAAAACACUAGACAAACAAUGUACAAACUUCUAUUUCAUCACCUCCACAAAAGAACAUACACGCCAAAGAACCUUCCUCCCAAGAACAGAAAGUUCACCAACAUUUACCCCUCAAUAGGAAUCGGUUUCAGAACCAUAAAUCUAAUAUUUAAAAUUAGAGUGAACGUGAUGAAGACUUUGGAAAAUUUAAACAAGAUAUCCAAGACGAACUUGCUAUGUCCUUGCUGUAGUAGAGAGACAAUGCAACACAUUAUUUUUGAAUGUAAAUACUAUAGUGAUAUAAGAAAAGAAAUGUUUAGGAAUUUAUAUAAUAUCUCAAUAUAUGCAAAGAAUAACAGGAAAUUCUCCAAACGACUAUUGUACCUCAUCAAGACUAAGCAAGAUAUCCAUAGCCUAACAGGUGCUAAAGUUGGAUUGGGUAAGAAAUGGGACAAAGUAUUUACCAAGGAAGCUUAUCGAUCUAUUACUAAAAUGUGGAUGAAACGAAAUCAUUUUUUCAUGGAAGAAUUGAAACUCACCUGGAAUGAAUUUGAACAGCAAUACGAUUUUAAUCCCAAUUUCAUUGAUUUGAACAAGUUUAAACUAUACAUGAAAUACCCACGACCAUGA
Naegleria lovaniensis is the source of this 4239-nucleotide messenger RNA. RefSeq lists its product as uncharacterized. Gene Ontology annotation, molecular function: nucleic acid binding; RNA-DNA hybrid ribonuclease activity. The record is from RefSeq and is a predicted model, not a curated record. Bases 1 to 4239 code for a protein of 1412 amino acids. The transcript has a single exon. NCBI's taxonomy places the organism in Eukaryota, Heterolobosea, Eutetramitea, Acrasida, Naegleriidae.